GGUGCAGAAGAGCACUAUCCAGGAUUGGAGACUGCAUAUUUGGAAUAAUGACAGAUACAAAUUCAAGUAUUGGAAAUUUGGUUCUUAAAGAAAGUGAUGAUAAAUCUGUAAGAUUUACAAAUAAUUUUUCCAUACAUAGCCCAUUUAUACAUAUUGCAUCAACAGAUAUAUACAGUGAUAAAACAAAAUUACCCCAAGAAGUUGAUAGUUUGAGAGAAAUGAUGGGAUUUGAUCUUUGUUUAUAUGGGCGUCCACUUUGGAUGGCAAAUCUUGUAGCAACAGGUGACAUUAAUGGGACUAUAUCUUUGGCUAGGAAUAAACUGACUGGGUCAAUUUUGCCCUCAGUGUUGGGAAACAACAAUAAUUAUGAAGAAAAAUGCAUAACUGCUUUAUCACAUUUUGGUUGUACUGUAGGCCUUUAUCUUUGUCCUAGAGCAAAAUUACCUUCUCAAUUAGCUUGUAAUCAUAUGGCAACUAUAACUUAU
Messenger RNA from Entrophospora candida, 485 nucleotides. NCBI's taxonomy places the organism in Eukaryota, Fungi, Glomeromycota, Glomeromycetes, Entrophosporales, Entrophosporaceae. The record is from the annotation of a GenBank genome assembly.